AUGGAUUUUGAUUUGGAACUACGUGCAGCUGUGUCGAGAGUCGGUCUCAUCACGCAGCUGGAUUCCUGUUGGCCUGAUCUGCUCCGUGAGGAGCAACUUGUUGGAGCUGUGCCGCAGGGACCACCAUCAGUGCCCUCAGUGCAAGUGAACGAUGUUGUUGGUGCAGAAUGUCCAACAGUACCAUCCUUUGUGCCUCGUACCUCCGGGUCAUGCAGGUUACCAGUGUGCGAGAGUGGUGAUCGUGCAAGAGCCAUUGCCUUGUGGUCCACAAUCAUAGUGGCUGGUGCUGCCUCGACCCCUGUUGGGCUUCUGGUGAUAAAUGCUCCAGACGAUGAGACCGCAAAGAAGAUCCUGUUGGAUGUCUUUGCUCGCAAGGCGACGGCAACUUUGCGAUCCAGAGCAGGCUCGCUACUGCAGUAUCUUCGCUGGGUUCGAGUCAGCUAUGUUGACCGCAUUACCAUCUUUCCACUUGAAGAGGUCAGAUUGUACAAUUACGUCUGUUUCCUAAGGGAGAACUCAGCCCCGCCUACGAAAGCAGAGCGUUUUGUGCAAUCAGCCAGAUUUGCUUGCACUUUGCUUGGAGCUGAGACAUGCCUUGUCCAAAUUUCGAGCAGAGUUACUGGUGCUACGGUGGAGGCUGUCAAGAAACGAGCACUGCGCAAGAGACCACCCUUCACCGUCGCCCAGGUGAAGCGCUUGGAGAGUAUUGCUUGUGGGGAGCCUUCAGUGGCAGCCAUAUUUGCAGGCUACAUGUGUGCCUUGAUUUAUGCAAGACUGCGCUUCUCCGAUCUGCAGAUGUGCUAUAACGAGCCCACUGUUGAUGCGUAUGAGGGAAAGUCGGUUAUAGACUUUGGACUUUAUGGAACCAAAACUUCAUCCAGGAGGCGUGCCACGGUCUUCCGGCUGCUCCCCGCGUCGGCCACGGGGCCCGGGUUGUUGGAAGAUGAUUGGCUCCUGAAGUGGAUGGAGAAUCGUCAGGCGAUGGGUUUGAUUGCCAGUGAAGAUGACCCCAUGAUGCCAUCUCCGACUCCGGAUGGGACGUUCCAUGCGUUCAAGCUUUCUUCGUCUGAUGCGUGUGUCUGGUUACGUGAACUGCUGUGUGGCACUGCAUCAGCUGAUGAACUGGUGGAUCUUGGCACACACUCAGCAAAGGCCACAGUUCUGUCCUGGUUGACCAAAGUGGGUGCACCGCCGAAGCUUCAAAGGCGUGCUGGAUAUCAUGUUGGCAAAGCGGGACGGUCUGAGCUUGAAUAUGGUCAUGAUGCUGCUGCCGAUAUUCUUCGAAACAUCGAACAAGUUCUCCAAAUUAUUCGAGCAGGUCUGUUUGAUCCAGAUCUCCCGCGUCUCAGGCGGUGGACAGGCUGUACCGACUUCAACUCUGCACUUGCCCAGCUGGAUACCAAAGCCGAGCCGGCUGCAAAAAGGUCCAAGCGAGUGUCGGCUCUCCUCCGGAGUUCUUCAUCCGAACUCAGCAGCUCCUCUAGCUCGGAUGAUGAAAGCUCGGGGUCCGGGAAGGAAGAUGACGCUGGGCAGCUUGCUGCCAGUCGUGAGACGUGCGUCUUGAAUGGACCUGCUGUUCUUGACAGUCUUCAUUACUUUCGGCACGAUGCUCGAGGAACGAUUCAUUGUGCCCAAGCAGUCUGUGAUGAUGACGCAGUUGUUUUCCUGUGUGGGCGUUUGGCCACCAGUGCGCACAGCAAGUUGGACAACCGACCUGCAGUGCUUCUGAACCCAUGCGCGUCCUGUUUUCGCGGCGAUUAG
This is a messenger RNA of Symbiodinium natans, 1761 nucleotides long. NCBI's taxonomy places the organism in Eukaryota, Dinophyceae, Suessiales, Symbiodiniaceae. The record is from the annotation of a GenBank genome assembly.